Messenger RNA from Prinia subflava (tawny-flanked prinia), 7761 nucleotides. It is a transcript of the gene PLXNC1, whose product is annotated as plexin C1. Bases 131 to 4636 code for a protein of 1501 amino acids. Gene Ontology annotation, cellular component: semaphorin receptor complex; plasma membrane. Gene Ontology annotation, biological process: regulation of GTPase activity; semaphorin-plexin signaling pathway involved in axon guidance; positive regulation of axonogenesis. The transcript is spliced from 31 exons. Gene Ontology annotation, molecular function: semaphorin receptor activity; protein binding. NCBI's taxonomy places the organism in Eukaryota, Metazoa, Chordata, Aves, Passeriformes, Cisticolidae. The record is from RefSeq and is a predicted model, not a curated record.
CGGCCGCGGCGCAGGGAGCAGCGGCGGCAGCGGCGGCGGCGCGCCCGGCCCUCCGCGCACCAUGGCGCAGCAGCGCCCGCCGCCCGCCGCCGCCUGAGGCGCCCCGCGGCGCCGAGCCGAGCCCGCGCCCAUGGCGGCGCCGCCGCCCGCCCUCAGCUGGGCGCUGCCCCUGCUGGCGGCGCUGGCGGGCGCCGCCGGACCCCAGAGCUUCGAGCUGCCGGGGGCCCCCAUCGACAACAUCGAGGUGAGCGGCGGCGCCGUGCUGGUGGCGGGCGGCAGCUGCCUCUACGAGCUGGGGCCCGAGCUGUGGCCCCGCCGCCGCGUGGUGCCGGCGGCGGGGCAGGGCUGCGGGGAGCCCCCCGGCAUGCGCAGCAACCUGCUGCUGUACUACGAGGAGGCCGGCGGGGUGGGCGUCCUGCUGACCGGCUGGACCCAGGACGGCGGCGCCUGCCAGGUGUGGGAGCAGCCGUCCUACCGGCAGCGCUUGAACCAAAGCGAGGUGGUCAGUUGCCUGCCCGACGGCUCCACCGCCGGCGUCGUGUUCCAGCAGGCCGGCGCCUGGUACCUGGCCGUGGCGGCCACCUACUCAACCAGCGCCGACACGAACCACCUGCACUGCGAGCCCUCGAAGUCGGACAAGGAGACCGUCAUCACGGUGCGCAGCAUGGUCAACCUGAAGUCCAAGGAGGAGCUGGGCAUCAUCAAGCGCAGGGAGGAACCUCUGCACUUCGUUGACGCGCUCCAGUGGGGGGAUCACCUUUUCUUUCCCUACUACACGUUGAAGGCCAGGUUGGGCAAUAACACGGAGCCACCCAGCAUGGCUGUCCUGAGCCAGCUGCGCCUCCCUUCAGAAGGUGGCCUUACUUUGAAAGGGCACGUCUAUUUGGACUGCGGGUGCAGGAGCCUCAUUAUUUCCUCCAGCCUUGUCCGCCAGGGUGAGCGGGGCUGGUGGGUGGGUGUGUUCCGCCACAGCCACAACGCCAAGGCCUGGAACAGCACUGCCGUCUGCAUCUUUGGGAUGGAGGAGAUGAAGGAGCAAGCCUGUGCAUCCACGCACUUCAAUAUGAACGGGAAGAGCUGUGAGGCACGAUCAAUCAAGAAAUUACCUACCUUGAUUCACUCCGGAUUAGUGGCUGUUUAUGGCACAGUUGUUUUGAAUCAUAUAGUUCUGUUUUUGGGAACAGAUGAUGGACAGUUACUCAAGGCUAUUCUGAAUGAGGAUAUGAAAUCUAAUUGCCCAGAGGUGUUAUAUGAAAUCGAGGAAGAAACUUCCAUUUUCCCCAAACUACGACUUGAUCCAGUGAAUAAUAACUACAUCUAUCUGUCCUCUGCCAAUAAGGUGAGAAGAAUACCAGUUGCAAAUUGCAGUAGAUUUGCUUCUGAGCAAGAGUGCUUAUCUGCAAAGGACCCCUACUGUGGGUGGUGUUCUUUCAAUCAAAGGUGCACAUUAAAAGAAAAUUGUACACAUUCAAACAGCAUAAAUGGUUGGUAUAACAUUUCACAUGCACCUGAUAAAGAUCUGAAAAUCCUGCUAAGUUUCCCUGCCAAAUAUCAGGUUGUUGUGACUGCAAAUGUAAGCAGAACCCUUACUUUCUGUCUGAUAAAAAUUGUAACAGCUGUUGAAAUAUUUUAUGAAAACGUAGUGCUGAAAAAUUCAUCGUGUUUCUGCAAUCUAACCACUCUGGCAAUAACUGAUAAUGAUUGUCUAGUUCUCGAAGCAUCACUGUCCUCAAGCUCUUGGAAUAUCACACAAGCAUUUCAGUUGAAAAACUGUUCACGGUGUAUACACAAGGGUGAGUGUGCCAGCUGUGAAUGGAUACGUGUCUCUCCUGUCACCACCUGCCAGGAUGAUUGCAGUGCCACUGCUUCCAAGGGGAUCACCACUUUGCAGAAAACAGAGCACAUCAGCAUUCAAUCCAUUGAACCUUUGUGGAUUUCUACAUUAGGCAAAAGUGAAAUAACAGUCAAAGGAGAAAACUUUACACGUGCGUCAGGCAUAAAACUGAUAUUGACUGGAAUUACUGGCUGUAAACCAGAUGUCAUUAAAGUUAGAAAUGUGCUAAAUGAUACACAAAUGACAUUUGCUCUCCCACCAACACGUAAAGAGGCCAAAAGUAUAUGUAUCCAGGCUAAUGGGAAAAAAUGUUCACCACCAAUGACCCUGCAUUAUGUUUCCCUGCCAUCAUGUUCUAGAAUUACGCCAAAUACCUCCUGGAUUAGUGGUGGUCGCAAAAUUACUACAACUGGUAGAAAUUUUAAUGUGGUGGACAGUGUGAUUAUUUCAGAUGACCAGAGAUCAAACCUCACAGUCUCUAGGUGUCCUGGAAAUGCAUCUGAGUAUCGCUAUUUAACACCAAGCCUGAGCCAUGCUACAGAGGGUAAAGUUGUUGAUAUGAUGUUAAAAGUGGAUACUACCUUUAUACCAUGUGUGAAAUUACACUAUCACCCAGACCCAGUGUUCAUUAACUACCAGCUGCACACUGAACUGGAUCCUGAUCUGGAAUUAAAAAUAUAUAAAGAAAAUGAUAACUUGAAUAUUUCUAAAACGGAGGUAGAGGUUUAUCUGUCAUAUAUGAUGGGUGCACAGACCAAAAAGAUAUGGUUCAGUGUCCAAAAUAUUACCAAAAAGCCAGACCGUAGCACCAUUCUGUGCAAAUUCAAAAGGGAAGGAACCGACAAAAUUGACUUUUCCACAGUGAAGGUUUUUGUCAGAUUGGGAAAUUUUGAACAUGAAGUCAAACCAACAUCAUCACACAUAUAUUUGUAUGUUCUUAUUUUGCUACCCAUUGUGGUGGGUGUCGUUAUAGCGGCAUUCAUAGUUACCAGAUACAAAUCCAAAGAGUUAAGUCGUAAACAGAGUCAGCAACUUGAACUGCUGGAAUAUGAGAUUCGUAGGGAAAUACGCGAGGGAUUUGCUGAACUGCAGAUGGAUGAACUAGAUGUGGUGGAUAGUUUUGGAACGGUUCCCUUCCUUGACUACAAACACUUUGCUCUUAGAACUUUCUUUCCAGAGUCAGGAGGCUUUGCGUCCAUCUUCAGUGAAGAAAUGCCACAGAGCAGAGACCAAACGAGCAAGGAUGAAAGCUUCAACAUGUUGCAUGCUUUAAUUUGUAACAAGAACUUUCUUGUUACUCUCAUUCACACCCUUGAAAAGCAGAAAAAUUUCUCUGUGAAAGACAGGUGCUUGUUUGCAUCCUUCUUGACUAUUGCAUUACAAACUAAGCUAGUUUAUCUCACCCAUAUUUUGGAAGUAUUGACAAGGGACUUGAUGGAGCAAUCGAGCAAUGUACAGCCUAAGCUUCUGCUCAGACGAACUGAAUCUGUGGUAGAAAAAUUGCUAACAAACUGGAUGUCUGUCUGCCUGUCUGGAUUUCUCCGGGAGACAAUUGGUGAACCUUUCUAUUUGCUGGUGACAACCCUCAAUCAGAGGAUAAACAAGGGGCCUGUUGACGCAAUAACUUGCAAAGCCCUGUACACUCUUAACGAAGACUGGCUGCUGUGGCAAGUGUCUGAAUUCAAAACAGUGACGGUGAACAUUAUCUUUGAAAAAAUCCCAGAAAACGAGAGUGGAGAUGCCUGUCAAACUAUUCAAGUUAAUGUUCUGGACUGCGACACCAUAGGCCAAGCCAAGGAGAAGAGCCUUCAGGCUUUCUUUAAUAAGAAUGGCUUUCUCUAUGGUCUUCAGCUGGAUGAAGUUGGUCUUGAACUUGUGUCUGAGGAUCUGCAAAGAGAAUUGUUAGAUAUUGAUGGUUCCUCAGAGGUGAUGGAGGAUGGGAUAAGGAAGCUGAACACCAUCGGUCAUUAUGAGAUUUCAAAUGGAGCAACCAUAAAAGUCUUCAAAAAGAAGGCAAAUACCCGAUCAGAUGUGGACUACUCAGAUGAGCACUGUCAUUUGAUUUUACCAGACUCAGAAGCAAACAAAGAUGUGAAGGGAGCAGGUCACAAAGGAAAGCAAAAAUUCAAAGUGAAAGAAAUGUAUCUCACAAAACUUCUGUCAACCAAGGUGGCAAUUCAUUCAGUUGUUGAAAAGCUCUUCAGGAGCAUUUGGAGUUUACCCAACAAUAAAGCACCUGUUGCCAUCAAGUACUUUUUUGACUUUUUGGAUGCCCAGGCUGAGAGCAAAAAAAUUACUGAUCCUGAUGUGGUCCACAUAUGGAAAACCAACAGUCUUCCUCUUCGCUUCUGGGUGAACAUACUGAAGAAUCCCCAGUUUGUCUUUGAUAUCAAGAAGACUUCACACAUAGAUGGCUGUUUGUCUGUAAUCGCACAAGCUUUCAUGGAUGCCUUUUCUCUUGCAGAACAGACACUGGGGAAGGAAGCACCAACAAAUAAACUUCUCUAUGCUAAGGACAUUCCACUUUACAAGAAGGAGGUGAAAGCAUACUACAAAGCCAUCAGGGAUCUGCCUCCAUUGACCACUGCAGAGGUUGAGGAAUUUCUAGCUCAGGAAUCUAAGAAACAUGAAAAUGAAUUUAAUGAGAAAGUGGCCUUGUUUGAAAUCUACAAAUACAUAGUGAAAUACUACGAUGAGAUUGUCACCAAACUCGAGCGAGAACGGGGGUUUGAAGAAGUCCAGAAACAGCUCCAGCAAGUAAAAGCCUUAUUUGAUGAAAAGAAAAAAUGCAAAUGGCAUUGAGCAGAGCACUGACUCACAGCAUCACUGUGGGGGAUUUGAUAUUAGCGCUACUGCUCCCAAAACUGUUUUGACUGACUAUGUGUACAGGGUUUGAAACAUUGGACACUCUUCUCCACUCUGACCAUUACAAGUAAUCUACAGUUGGGAAUGAAAUUUGGGCAGGGUUACGUAUUCACACAAGGGCAUGUGAAAGUGACCUAAUGUUGGCAGGGUCAGCAUUUUUAGGUCCUUGAACACACAUAACCCUUUGGUUCAAAAAUACUGUCUAGUAAGCUUUUUGCUUACUUUAAAAUAAGGUCAUAGGAGAUGUGCAAAAUACACUGUAAGUUCAGAGUUGCCCAUGUGAACUUGCAAGUUGCUUACCUCUUUUUUUAAAGAGAAAAAAGCUGAUGUUUCGCCACAUCCUUUCAGCAGCUUGGCAAACUGUGAGGGUGAGCUCCAGCUUCAGAAUACGGGUCAGCUGCAGUUUCCUUCCUUCCAGUCAAAUGUUUGCUAGUUCCUGUUCAGAAAAAAAAAAAAAGAACCCAACAAAAAAACCCCACCCUACACCCAAACACAUCAAAAAACCUAACAACAACCUGGCACCAAAAUGGCACUUAGGAUAAGGGUGUUUAGCAGAAGCAGUGGCUCUGAGGUUGGAAGGCCAAAUGCCACAUGGCAGGACUCACCUUUAUUAGGUUAGAAAGUCCAAAGAGAAGUGAACCACUGAGGGGAAGAGGUGAGGGGAGGCUUUUGGAGAAGGGCGUUCAGCCGCCAUCAGUCUGUGUUUACAUUUUUGACUUUUCCAUCCUUAAAUAAGCUGUGAAGCACUUGUGAGCAGCUUCACAGCUGAAACUGCACUGCAUCAGGACACUGCUGUGAUUUGAUGAAGCAGCUGAGGAUGGCUGCACUUUGGUGCACAAACCUGUACUCAGGUGCACGAUCAGCCCAUGCAUCAACGCUGACAGUCCUGGCCAGCCUUGCCGUCUGUGUACAGGGGCCUCACAGACCUAAAGCCAGCAUGUGGGGCUCAGGUCAAAAGUUGGUUUAAUAAUAUUUAAGAACAGAAGACUGGUGUAAUCUCUGACUGUGUUUGUGACACUGAUAAAAACGUGCUGGGGUUGGGGUGGGGAGGGGUAACUGCCUUAGUCUGGCUGGGGCUUUGCGAAGCUUGGCCAUUCAGGGAGGAAGGUGCCCAUUACAUUUGCAUUGGUGGCUAAAGUGGGCCCAGCUAGAAAACAAGGGCAUGGUUGUGCUGCUGGGAUGAGGCUGGUGCAGUGGCUACUGAGCAAAGCCACAGAGGAGCAGCUGUGGCUGCGGCUCUGCUAUGGCACCAGCACAACCCUGUGCUCUACUACAGAGCUGAAAUGGUUUGUCACCAUGGACUCUGCUUUGGUCACAUUCUGCGGCUGUCACGGGCCCUUCGAUUUGAGGUAAGGCGUUCAUGACAAGGAGAUACAUUUCCAUACAUUUCUGGAGGGAUCCACCAUUGGAGGUGAGUGGUGUAGCACAGUAGCCCACAGGAGAGCUGUCACUUUCCUUGGCAGUGGGGAAAGUGCCAUGGGCUGCAAAUGGCACAGAGGGCCCAGGUUUGGUAGAGAAAGGCAGUGCUGGGGCUGUGAGCAGCCAGAGCAGCAGAGGGUCACACAGGGCUGCGUGUGAGGAGCCCCAGAGCUCAGGCAUCGGUGCUAAUGCUGCCUGCUCUGGUCACAAAGGCAGCUGGCCCCAGGCACAGUCCCAUGGCCGGCCAGUGCCAGCACACACCGACCACCUGUGGCAGAAGCAAGGUGGGCUGUUAAUGUGGAGGAAAGCAAACAAAACCACGUCCUGCUGCUCUGCCCCCUCCCUACCAUGUGAUUGCACAAGUUGCUCCUCUUGCAUACCAGAGAGGGCAGCCACCAACCAACCCAUACUGUGAUGGCUUUGUUGGGUUUUUUAAAUUCAAGUCUUACACUUGCUGUUAAGUUUACACUUUAUACUUGAUGGAAUGUAUGGCUUUGUUCAGGACACUGCACUACAGUGUUGCAGUACUUUCAGCAGUUCUCUGCCUGGCACAAUGUAUUUUGAUAAGUUCAAUUUUAAUUGGAAAAAACCCCACCCACCUCUAGCCUAUCUUGCCCUCUGUCCUAAAUAAGUGGACCAUGGUCUGACUAGCACUUAAGCUUGGAAUACCUGCAUGUAAGGGCUUGAUUUUUAUCAUUCUUAAUCUAAACUUUUAAAGCAGCAUCAAAUAAAUAGAAAAAGCACAGUAACUGGUAUUGAAGGAGAGGCAGGAGCGGAUUACACUUUCCAGUUCUCUUCUACUUCAGAUGUUUGCUGUCGGUGCAUUCAAAUGAACUGUGAUAGUUUUGUUCAACAGUAACCUUCUGUACAGGCAGAAAAAACAACUCCAACAUUUCUGCUUGAAAAGCUGUAAAAUAUAAUCUGUUUGCGUGGGUCUGAUCCUGUGAACUUCACUAUAUGUGUUUAUAUUGAUGAGGAAAUGAAAAUCAGUCCUAUUCUGUAUUUGUACUACUGCUUGUUUGCUACAAUAGCUUUAAUGAUUUCUAGAGAUUAAGUAUGUGUUGAAGCAGGCCCUGUAGCUUUACCUACAGCCUGGAAUAGGAUUAUUGCCUUUUAUUCAAGCCUCCUAAACAGCGUCACUCUGUUAGUAAACCAUUUUUAAGUCAUACUGGGACUUUGUAACCCAUCAAGUGGAUCUCACAAAGUGAUGUGAAGUAUAAUUAAGUGAUUGUGGCUCUUUUGGUAGGUUUGGGUCAGCACACAAACAUUGGCACACCUUCCGUAUCUGCAAUUUGCCAUUACUGUUACACAGAGAGAAAGAAUCACCUCUGACUAUUAUGGGUAUUAUGGCAACACAACAGUUGUAAUUGCAUCCUCAGAAAUUAAAAGCAAACUUCUCUUCAACUUACUUUCCCAUGUUUACAGGCAAACUGCUAUGGCAAACAGCGUGUUUCUAACACUAGCUUACAGAGCAUUAUUUUGCAGUCAUCUAGUUUGAAGUCAAAUCUUACUAAUGUGUAAAGUAAUUCCUGUUGUACAGAAGUUAAUCUGUUGUUUAAAAUGAAUGGUUUAAAAAAGUGCAAAUGACAAAUACAUGUUGGUGUUUGUAUGGGUUUAUCUAGAAUAAAAACAUUUGGAGGUUA